Messenger RNA from Monomorium pharaonis (pharaoh ant), 1172 nucleotides. RefSeq names its product nucleolar protein 12 (gene vito). The record is from RefSeq and is a predicted model, not a curated record. Gene Ontology annotation, molecular function: RNA binding. The transcript is spliced from 3 exons. The coding region runs from base 248 to 1129 and encodes 293 amino acids. Lineage: Eukaryota; Metazoa; Arthropoda; Insecta; Hymenoptera; Formicidae. Gene Ontology annotation, cellular component: nucleolus.
GAGAAAGAGAACAAAUUUUUUAAUUCUGAUUCAUAAGUUAAUCUAUAUUUUUAUCAGCUCAUAAAGAUUAAAAUAUUUUCAGUUUCAAUUGUGUAAAUAUACUCGUUAGAUAUUGAAAUAUAACCUAAAAAUUCUUUUUUUAUAACUUCCACCUAGUGGCAAAUCGAGUAAAUAAUUUUUUAGUAGUGUACCAAUUACUUUUGUAUCUCUUCAUAUUUGUAGUCCAUGAUCUUACGGUUCUUCGCACAUGUUUUUCCAACAUAACCAAUCUUUAGUGUACAGUAUAACCUGUUAUAAACGCAGUUACAAUUAUUUCAAAGGGCGUCAGAUAGCCGUAAUUCCCCGUGAGAGGUUGAGCACGCCCGUUCUCUCGAAGGAUCGGAGAACAAAACUCCCCCCCUUCCUCAAAAAAGUUACAAUUAUGUUCAAGGUAUCACAACCACCAUUACUCAACUUAAAUAAAAAACCUAAACAGUCGAAAAGGCGAAAGAAAAUCACACUUGUCUUCGACGAAGAAAAACGACGAGAAUUUUUAGGAGGAUUUCGUAAGAGGAAGUUAGAGCGAAAAAAGAAGGCUCAGGAAGAAUUGCAGCAACAGCUGAAAGAAGAACGAAAGAAAAUUAAACAAGAAGCACGAGAUCGUUAUAAGAAAUCAUUAUCAAAUCAAGUUCUUCCAGAGGUAGAAGAAUUGUUAUCUCGAAAUGAAUAUGAUCUAGAAGGUCAUACAGUUAGUAUUUUAGAGUUAAAUGUUGCGGAGCUCGCAGAAGGAGAAAAAUGGAUAGGUGAAAACAAAAUUGUAGAGGAAAAAGAAGAGCAAGAGGACAACGAAAGUGACCAUUGUAACGAUGACAAUGAUGAUGAGAUCGAGGGGAUGUCAUUGCAAAAGAAAUGCAAAAAUCAAAUACAGCAAAAACUUAAAUCUGACAAUCAAAAGCCUAAAUCCAAGAAAGAACUGAAACAAGAAAUCAAGAAAGUGGCGUUGAAGCGAGUAAAACAAAGUAAAGCGUUUCAACAGAAGCAGAGACUGGAGCAGCAAAAGAACAAAAAGCAAAAUAGACAAAAGUUGCACAAAGCCCAGAAGUUAAUGCACAAACGUGGAAAGAGAACUAAAAAGAAAUCCGAACGUUAGACCAUUGUGAAAUAUAACUUUAAAUAAAUAUAUUUGUAAAAAA